GCUUCAGACACACUAAUACAAGCCUGAGACUGGCCUUCCCCCAUGGCAGUCUGGAUCUUCAUCGUUGUGGGAUUUUUUCUCCAGCCUGUAUUUAGUAACCAUCCAAAUAUUAUACUUAUCUUUGCUGAUGACUUGGGAUAUGGCGACUUGGGGUGCUAUGGACACCCCACCUCCCUCACCCCCAAUCUUGACUGGAUGGCGUCUAGAGGACUGAGAUUUAAAGAUUUCUACAGUACAGCAGCUGUGUGUUCCCCAUCCAGAGCUAGUCUCCUGACUGGUCGAUAUCAGACACGUUCGGGAGUGUAUCCAAGUGUGUUCUUUCCUAGCUCCCGAGGGGGCCUUCCACUCAGUGAGGUGACAAUAGCUGAGGUUUUACAAUCACAAGGCUAUGAAACCGCUAUAAUAGGAAAGUGGCACCUUGGAUUUGGGCUCAAUGGUACAUUUUUGCCCACGAGACAGGGAUUUCAACACUUUCUGGGAGUCCCCUUCUCUCAUGACCAGGGCCCAUGUCGAACACUCACCUGUUUUCCACUGAAUACUCAGUGCUAUGGUACAUGUGAUAUUGGGGAAGCUCCACUCCCUGUAUUCUUGAAUGAAGAGAUUAUUCAGCAACCAGUGAAUUUCACAGGACUGAUCCCAAUGUACCUGGAAUUCAGCAAAUCAUUCAUCAACAAAGCUGUGAACGAUAAGAAGCCUUAUUUCUUGUACUACGCUGCACAUCACACUCAUUACCCACAGUUUGCAAGUGCCAAAUACACCGGCUCUUCUCCCAGAGGACGGUAUGGAGAUGCUCUCCUCGAAUUUGAUGGAUCAAUAGGAGAACUGCUGCAGACUGUUCGGGAGUCUGGGACUCUGGAUAAUACACUCAUCUUCUUCACUUCUGACAAUGGGCCUGAAACAAUGCGCAUGGAAAGAGGAGGUAGCUCUGGCCAUCUGAAGUGUGGAAAAAGUACGACAUAUGAGGGCGGAAUGAGAGAACCUGCCAUAGCAUACUGGGAAGGCAAAAUAAAACCAGGAGUUACCUCAGAGCUGGGAAGUAUUCUGGACAUUCUGCCCACAUUAGCAGCUUUGACAGGGGCUCCUCUUCCAAACGUAACACUGGAUGGGUAUGAUUUGAGCGAAUUCUUGCUGCUCGGACACAAAAGUCCACGAAAUACAAUUCAUUACUAUCCUCCAUCCAUCGACCCCAAGACAGGGAUCUUUGCAUUAAGAGUUGGAAAAUAUAAGGCCCACUUCUAUACACAAGGAGCUUUCCACAGUGAGACAACUCCAGAUCCAGACUGUCGCAUUACUGCCCUACUGACUGCCCAUGACCCACCAUUGCUAUUUGACUUGCAUCUGGACCCUGCUGAGAAUUACAACUUGCUAAACAGAGGCAUCCCCACAGAUUUGGCACCAGUGCUUCAUGAGAUUUUACAAACGCGUGACCAAUUUGAAAGUUCCAUGGAGUAUGGAGAGAGUCAGAUUAACUUGGGUACUGACACUUCACUUAGACCAUGCUGUAAUCCAGAAUGUACUCCCAAACCCAGCUGCUGCCAGUGUAAGAAUUAGAGGUCCCUAAUACUCGAGUGGACCAACAACACGAAUGAUGUGUGUUGGCAUUUAAAGACCACUUGUCAUGCCUUCUAAGUUUCUGAAAAACAAUUACAGCUGUAAUCACAGGAAGUUGCUGUUUUUCUAUUAGAGAUUUGAAUAAUUAUUGAUUUUAUUGAUAUCUGACCAUCUUUACCCCAUGUUCUGAACAGUACUAAUUAAUUUAAUAUUGAAAUUAAACUUCUUCUGAUUAUCUUCUGUGGAUCACGAUCUAGUAAGUCAGAUUUGUGCAGUUGUAGAUGCUUGCCUUUGGAUUUUUGAAGCCUGAUUACACACCUGGACAUUCUGUAAGUGUCAUGAAAUACCACCACCCCAUCAACAAGUGCUUCUGGUCUCUUAAAGGUCUCUCUUAAAAAUGACCAACUACAGAAGGCCAGGCUCCAUUCUAUUUGGCAUGUAGAUACAGUGGAACUCUCAUCCAUUUUAUAAAGACUCGAAUAGAACCUAUUCUUCCUUCCAACACCUACUCCUUAAAUCUUCCCCUACAUUUUCACAUUGUUUCUCUUCUACCCAGCCCAUGUCAAAGGGAACUUUAUAUAUAAUGACUUUGGUAACAGUGCUCACUCGUUAAGCGUUCCCCAGUUUUAAUUCAUAUGAUUCAUCUACAUUUAUACAUGAAUACAAAUAUAGAUACAAAUAUUUUCACUGUAAAUUAUUAGUAACAUUAUUUCUGUUUAUAUAAUGCAUUGUUAGACAUUUGAUCUGCUGAAAUACUGUAACGGGAUCUCAGCUAGGCCCAAAAAUUACUAGGCCUAAAAUCUCCACGUGGCAUAUGCAAGUACAAGUAUCUGUUAGGUAGUAACACGUAGCUAAGAUACGGUCAUCAAUGUAAUGCGCAUGUGCAAGAACUGACACCACAUUCCAUUCUCUCCAAGUCUCAUAUUGCCUGUCCAUAUAAGGUAAUCCUGUGUAUCCUGUUUGCUGAUUGGUGUAAGGGUACAUAUAGGGGAUGUAUAGUCUAUAAAAAGCCUGUAUUUCAAGACUCCAGAGUUCAGACGUUGGACAAGAGUCAGUCUGAGACCCGGUUGGUUAAAAUAAACAUCUUUGCUUCCUGAA
Pelobates fuscus (common spadefoot toad) is the source of this 2649-nucleotide messenger RNA. RefSeq names its product arylsulfatase A-like. The record is from RefSeq and is a predicted model, not a curated record. The transcript has 8 exons. The coding region runs from base 43 to 1551 and encodes 502 amino acids. NCBI's taxonomy places the organism in Eukaryota, Metazoa, Chordata, Amphibia, Anura, Pelobatidae. Gene Ontology annotation, molecular function: arylsulfatase activity.